AUGGAUAUUGAUAUAAUUAAUACAACAAAAUUAUCAAAUAUGAUUACAAGUCCAACAUUUACAUGGUGUUUUUUAAUGCCAGCAAUACAUUUAUAUAGUUUAAUAUCAAAUAUACUUUGUAUAAUCGUUUUUUGUUCAAAUGUAUUUAUUAAAAAACCAAUUGCUAUUUAUUUUAUUUGUUUAUUAAUAAGUGAUUCAAUAACAUUAUUAAUUGGUUAUAUUGAAAUGAUUGAUCGUGAAACAAAUAUGAUUGAUAAAUCAUCAUGGUUAUGCAUGUUUAAUGAAAAAAUUAUACAUAAAUUAACAGAUUUUAUUUAUACAUUUAUGGGACGAUUUUGUCUUGAAUGGGUUUUAUAUAAAGUUUUAUGGACACGUGCAUCAACAAUAUUACUUGCUAUAUUAAGUGUACAACGAUCAAGAACAUUUUUUUCAUUGUCUUAUCAUGAAUCACGUAUAUAUGCAUUUCUUGCAUGCAUAUUCAGUAUUAUUAUUGCUAUGACAAUAACAUGUUUAGAAUGGAUUGUUGUAGAAUACGAUAAAGUUAAUGAUAUAAAUGUUUAUUUAGAAAUUUUGCAAACAAUCAUUCAUAAACAUUCAUCACAAGAGGUUUAUUCAACAUAUUUAUAUCGCUAUGAUAAUGAAUCAAUGAUCAAUUAUCCUUGUAUGGUUGAAUCAUUUAAUGUAACAUCUUUGCCUAGUUCGACAAAUCCGUACAAUUGUUCAUCACAUGAGAGAGCAUCACAAUUUUAUCUGCUAACUAAAUCAUUACUAUCUAAUCGUGAUGCAGAAGCUACAGAAAAUACCAUGAAUAUAUUAACAAAUAUUAUUUCUAAUGAUUAUAAUCUAUCAAAUCAAUCAAUAUUAAUUGAACAUAAGACAAUUGCUAAAUCAUCUGAUUUUAUCAUGAAAUUAUUUGAAAAACGUUCUUGUCAAAUCGAAUUAAGUUAUCCAUUUUGGUUACGAACAUUUGAUUUUCUUCAGUCCGUAUCAUUUUCAUUUAAUCGUCAUACAUUAGCAAUAUUUUUUGGUAAUGCAUUACCAUCAUUUAUUGUCGUUCUUGCUAAUCUUGUAUCAAUAAAAGUAAUUUAUUUUUCGAAAAGUUUAAAAUAUUUAAAACAAGCAACAAGAAAAAAUCGUCGUAAACGUCGUUUACAAAAUGAUUUACGUGCAUUUCUUGUUAUAUUAAUUGAAAGUUUUUCAAUUAUAAUGAUAUCAUGGGGUAUACCAAUAUUUUUAACAAUGUAUCAUUGUCAUACAUUGUAUGUUGUAACUAUAGCUGCAUGUCCAAAAAUAAAAGAUUAUUUAGCAUUAUUUCUUUUUACGGAUUUAUUUAAUUCAGCAACAAAUUGUUUAUUAUAUUCAUUAUCAGGAAAAUUAUUUCGAACGAGAUUUAUUUUUAUUAUUAAAGUAAUACUUACAUGUGGACGUGGCACAAUAUGGAGAGUAAAACAAAAUCCUUCACAUACAGCAAAUCAACCAUUUGAACGACAAGCAUCAAAUAAUCCACCAACAAACUUUAAUAAUAAGAAUAAUAAUAAUAAUAAUCAUAACAAUAUUGAUAGACAAUCAUUGGGAUGGGGAAAUUAUCGUCAUUCACAACGUUUGUCAUUAUCAAUAACUGAUCAUCAAAAUACAAAAUUAAAUGAUUCAAUAAAAUUAAAAACAACAGUAUAUAACCAGCUACAUGCACAAAAUUCUAAUAUAUCUGAUGAUCAUUCUUUAACUACGCAUAAAUCAAGUGACAAUCAUCGUGAUGAAAAAAAUUCCUCAAGUGAAAUUGAAUUCGAUAUAAUAAAGAAACCGAAAGAUAUUCAACGAAGACAAGGUUCCCAAUCAAUAAAGUUAUUUUUACUCGAUAAAGUACGAUCAUUAAGGUCCACAGGUAGUACAAAUAGCAAUACUAUUGUAUUAAAACAUCCAUCAACAACAUUGACAUUAGAUAAACGAAAAAUUAGAACAAAAAAAAAUUUUUUCAAAUCGAUUACUUCAAAACGACAAGCAAAAACUAAUUUAUCAUUUUCAUCAAGUUCAAUUACCGGUAGUAGUAGCUAUGGUUCACAACGAAACUAUUCAUUAAAUAAACGUUAUUCUUUGUCAAAAUUAAUAUUGAAUAAUACAACAGAUAAUCGACCAAUAGUUAAAGAGAAUAUUUUUGAAAAUUUAACAAGUUGGUAUCGAAUGUAUCAACAAGCAGAACAAGAAGCUCUAUUCGGUGAGUUAUCUCUUUUUAUUCAUCAGAAAUUGAAUCCAAUUUUUCUAUUAGCUGGUCAUGGUCGUGUUAAUCAACUUGGUGGGGUUUUUAUUAACGGUCGUCCAUUACCUGAUCAUAUUCGUCGACAAAUUGUUGAAAUGGCACGUCAAGGAAUUCGUCCUUGUGUAAUUAGUCGUCAACUUCAAGUAUCUCAUGGAUGUGUAUCAAAAAUUCUUUCUCGCUAUAAUGAGACAGGUUCUUAUAGACCAGGUCCUAUUGGUAAUGCAAAUAAUCGACGACAAAUUAGAGAAACAAAUCGAGAACAAUUAAAUGAUGAUGAUAUAACAACUGAAGAAUCCGACGAAAGCAAAAAUAAUUCACUUAAUGAUACUUUACCAUUACGUCCCGUUAGAAAUUUAACUAAUAAUACACGCCGUUAUCGUUCGUCAUUUAAGGCUGAACAAAUUGAAAUACUUGAACAAACAUUUUCUCAUACACCUUAUCCAGAUGUAACUACACGUGAACGACUUUCACAACGUUUAAAUAUUGAAGAAAAUCGUAUUCAAAUAUGGUUUAGCAAUCGUCGUGCUCGUACUCGUAAACCAUCUGUAUCGAAUUCAUCUAAUGCUUCAGCUUCUAAUUAUAUUAAUGAUGAAGAAAAUACCAUACCAUCUUUUCUUGAAUCACCAGUUAUGGAUGUGAAACCACUUGUAAUGAACGAUACUGUUUUUGAUCCAUCAAUAACAUCUAGUCCAUCAUCAAGCUAUUGGUCACCAACAUCUUCAAUGUAUUAUGGCUCGUCUAGUCCUUCAUAUCCUCCAAUGACUAGUCCGUAUUAUUCAACAUAUGCUUCAACAUCUGCCGCAUCUAUUUAUCCAAGUUAUCCGUUGUCAUAUUCUAAUUAUCCGUCAUACUAUUAA
Molecule: messenger RNA, 3111 nt
Organism: Rotaria sp. Silwood1
Lineage: Eukaryota; Metazoa; Rotifera; Eurotatoria; Philodinida; Philodinidae
Source: the annotation of a GenBank genome assembly